This is a messenger RNA of Zophobas morio, 1453 nucleotides long. Its product is annotated as farnesyl pyrophosphate synthase-like. NCBI's taxonomy places the organism in Eukaryota, Metazoa, Arthropoda, Insecta, Coleoptera, Tenebrionidae. Gene Ontology annotation, molecular function: dimethylallyltranstransferase activity; (2E,6E)-farnesyl diphosphate synthase activity. Gene Ontology annotation, cellular component: cytoplasm. The transcript is spliced from 4 exons. The record is from RefSeq and is a predicted model, not a curated record. Gene Ontology annotation, biological process: trans, trans-farnesyl diphosphate biosynthetic process. Bases 60 to 1289 code for a protein of 409 amino acids.
UAAACACUCAGUCGUGUUUAAGUGUCCAUUCAGUAUCAUUCGACCUAUUACAACUCGUGAUGGUCUUGCUGUUUAAUAAAAAUAACAUGCAAUUUUGGAGAUUAUGCACACGGCAGAUAGCAACAACACAAAUCCGUUGGUUAAAUAUAAAUCAAAAUUCAAUGAAGACACCAAAUGCUAGCUUAGACAGAAUUUCGUCUGAACGAGGCACUGCAUGGAACAGUAAAUUUCUAAUCAGCGCAGAGAAAUACAAAGAGUUUUUGGAUUUGUUUCCUGUGGUCGUGAACGACGUAACGAAUAACACUACAAACCCACAAUUUGCUGAAGCAAAUACACGCUGCGAAGAACUUCUUCAUUAUCUCGCCCCCUUUGGUAAAAAAUUGAGGGGUUUCAUUACAUUCAUAGCUUACGAAGUUCUUGAAAAACCAGAGAAUCUUACACCGGGAAAUCGCAAAUUAGCAAUGCUCAUGGCUUGGGCUUUGGAAUUGAUGCAGACAGCUUCUCUUAUAGCUGACGACAUCAUUGACGAAGGGGUAAUGCAACGGGGCUCUCUCUGCUGGCACAGAAAAAAAAAUAUCGGAUUCAAAGCAGUUAAUGAUGCACUGCUUCUUGAACAAGUACCCUACUUAUUACUCAGAAAAUAUUUUAGAAAUCAUCACUGUUAUGUACCCUCGAUGUUGUUGCUUCAUGACAUUGCUAUGAGAACUUGUUUGGGAGAAGUAGCGGAUUGCCUGUCUGUCAAAGAUGGUAAACCCCAACUACAACUUUUCACAAUGGACAGGUUUAAACGUAUUGCUGAACACAAAACUGGGUUUUACACUUUUUAUUUACCAAUAGCUUUAGCCAUGUAUAUGGCAAACAUAUACGACCUGGAACUCCACAGAAAGUCGGAAGAUUUGUCUAAAGAUUUGGCAUUUCUGUAUCAAGUGCAGGAUGACUUCAUAGACUGUUAUGGUAACCCAGAGAAAAGUGGUAAAAAGGGAACAGAUAUUCAGGAAGGUAAAUGUACAUGGCUGGCUGUAAUGGCCAUGAAAAAAGGAAAUCAUUCUCAGAUAGAAACGAUGAAACAGUGUUAUGGUUCUACAGAUCCUGAAGCAAUAACAACAGUUUUAAACUUAUUUGAAGAACUAAAUCUGAAAGAUAUCUACCAAAGUUCUGUGGAUGAAUCUGUCAAUCAUAUACGAAAAAACAUCACGCAAAACAUCAGUAAUGAAAAUUUACAGGCAAUCUACUUUAAAAUUCUGAAAGCAAUUGAGCAAAGAUUCUGUUCAGCAAUUACAAGUGCGUAGGUUUUGGAUAAUGGAUGCUAACAAUUUCGCGAAUAUUUUUAACGAUAAAUUGACUAUUUUUUAACACAUAUGGAAAUUAAAUAAUCCGUAAUUAUUGCUUGUACAAAGUGCAUUAUAAUGUGUGAUGAUGGAAGAAUUGUUAAAAUAAAGAAAGUUUCUCAUUU